Messenger RNA from Salvelinus fontinalis (brook trout), 3353 nucleotides. RefSeq names its product protein Smaug homolog 2-like. The transcript has 13 exons. Bases 936 to 2969 code for a protein of 677 amino acids. Gene Ontology annotation, cellular component: P-body. The record is from RefSeq and is a predicted model, not a curated record. Gene Ontology annotation, biological process: negative regulation of translation; regulation of mRNA stability; nuclear-transcribed mRNA poly(A) tail shortening. Gene Ontology annotation, molecular function: translation repressor activity; protein binding; mRNA binding. NCBI's taxonomy places the organism in Eukaryota, Metazoa, Chordata, Actinopteri, Salmoniformes, Salmonidae.
GUUUACCCCGCCCAAAAGCCAUUACGUUAGUUUCCGACGUUGCUUCAAGUCUGAAUCGAAGUAGGCUAGCUAGAUAUCGCCGAGCGUACUUUCCAUAUUUCUCUAUGUUCAAAUAAAUAUUCUGUACAUAGAUAGUCUUGUAAAUGUAUUAUUUUUAUUUUUUUAAUAAUCCGAAAAUAAUUUUCAUAGCAAUCAACGACAACUGUUGGAUCGAAAUCUUCGCCUCAUCCAGCGUUUAUAAAUCAAGCGAAUAGCUACUUGCUAGCGAUUUAGCGGCUACCUUAGCUAUCUAAUCGGUUAGGGAGCUAACAAGUGACAAUUCACAAAGGUAAACAAACCAACAGCUAGAAGUUGAAGGGUGGGAUGUGGAUAUAAUUUAUGUAACCUGCCGUGUUUUUUGCAAAAUGGACCAUGGAGGACCUUUGCAACGCGAGGACUGUAAUAUCGUUUAACGAGAUGAGAAAUACAGCGACAUUCCAAUAGCAACGUCGCUACUGAAAAACAAUACCAAUCCUGAAUCCCUCGUCCAUUUACAUGGUGAAAGCCACCCGUAAAGGCCUGGUGUUAGUUUUUAAGAUAGCUAACUGCCCCUAGACCAUCAAAUCCACCUUUGUGCAGUAGACUGCAACAGCCCGUGCCCUGGAAACGUCACCGUUGUCACAGGAUUUGGAUAAUGCUGACACUGAUGCACCUGAGAGAGAACCCUCCUUCUGUCUGACACAACGAGCUGGAUUUAACACGCCCUCCCCUCAGUACCCCCAUCUCCUGCACCUGAACCAUGUGAGGGCCCCUCGCUCUACUUUGAGGGGAUCCCAGGACUGUUGUGUAAAAGCAGCCGCUGAGCGGGGCCAGAGUGAGCCUGUGUGUGAGCAAGCAGUCUUCCCCCUAACCCCCCACCCACAUAUUCACGCCCCCCUUCCCGUUGGGAACGCGCCAUGAUGUUCCGAGACCAGGUGGGCAUCCUGACGGACUGGUUCAAGGGCUGGAACGAGUGUGAGCAGACGGUGGCGCUUCUUUCCUUGCUGAAGAGAGCGUCUCGUACCCAGGCCCGCUUCCUGCACAUCUGCCUGGAGCACUGGCUGGCAGACUGCACUGAGAUCCACAUCCUGGAGGCUGAGGCCAACAAUGCAGACAUUGUGAGCCAGUGGCACCAGGAGCCCAUGGAAAAGGCGGUGUCCCUGCUGCUGUCCCACCUACCCCUGCUGCAGCCCCGCAACAGCGAGGCCAAGUGUGAGUACAUGAAGCUGCUGCAGAAGGUGCUGAGCUAUACCAUCGAGAGCAGCCUGUUUGUGGAAGAGAGCAGACAGCUGCUGUCCUACGCCCUCAUCCACCCGGCCACCACCCUGGACGACCGCACCUCGCUGGCCAUGUGGCUCAACCACCUGGAGGAGCACCUCUCCAGCGGCUACCCAGCGCCCUCCUCCCGGCCCCCCUACCACCCCCGCCAGGGUUCAGAUGAGUGGCCGGGCUCCGCGGAGGGCCUGGACCCUGGCCACGGCUGGCUGGACAAGCCCCCCUCCUCCAGCUCCUCCCCUGCAGGGCAGAAUGGACACAUGUCUUUCCAGGGUGGGAUGCUCUCGCCCAUCAACAGCAACAACGCAGGCAUGGGUCAGAUGGGCCAGCCCAGUCCUCUGAAGAGGUCCUUGUCCCUGAUCCCCUCCAGUCCCCAGGUCUGUGGCGCAGAUUGGCUGAGCCAGGACGAUCUGGGGGGACGACAGGCCUUUGACCACGCGCCCCUGUCCCCCCAGAGUAGUGUUGCAUCCUCAGGCAGCGAGCAGACUGAGGACCAGGGCUCCAGAAACACCUUCCAGGAGGACGGCAGUGGCAUGAAAGAUGUGCCCAUGUGGCUGAAGAGCCUUCGUCUUCAUAAGUACGCAGCACUUUUCUCCCAGAUGACUUAUGAGGAGAUGAUGAUUCUGACAGAGCACCACCUGGAGUCACAGGUUUGUCAUCGUUUGUCACAGAAUGUGACCAAAGGUGCGCGGCACAAGAUAGCCCUGAGUGUCCAGAAGCUGCGAGAGAGGCCAAGCGUUCUCAAGUCUUUAGAGAAGGAUAUACUGGAGGGGGGCAACCUGCGUAACGCCCUACAGGAGCUACAGCAGAUUAUCAUCACCCCCAUCAAGGUCUACAGCUACAGCCCUCCCAGUGUUUCCCACAGAGAUAUGGAGCGGACUGGAUCCCCCUCAGAGCACUCCAACCCUGGGGAGGACAAGGACCUGGCCCAGGAGGGCUUCCACAACCCCCCUCCCUGCGACGGGGAGUCCUCAGCCACACCCAUCUCAGACCGCGACAUUGCUGGCCAGUUCACGCGUGUCAUGGGUAAAGUGUGCACUCAACUACUGGUGUCCAGGCCGGAUGAGGAGAAUAUCAGCUGUUACCUGCAGCUCAUUGAGAAAUGUCUGACACAUGAGGCUUUCACAGAGACUCAGAGGAAGAGACUGGUCUCCUGGAAGCAGCAGGUUCUCAAACUGCUCCGCCUGUUCCCAAGAAAAGCCAUGCUGGACAUGCCUGUGUACCGACAGAAAGGCUGGGCAUAUGGUUCCAACUCCCUCCCCACAGCAGGCUCUGUGAGUGCUGGGGGUCUGGCGCGUAGGGGGCAGAGGUCAUUCCAGAUGCCCCCUCGUGGCCUCACUGCCGGGCGCAUGGGUCUCCUGAGUCCAGGUGGCAUCGGGGUGGCCUCCCCACGCCACACCCUCACCAGCCCCACACUGCCAGGCCACGGCAGACAGAACCUAUGGUUUGCCAACCCUGGGGGCAGCAACAGCAUGCCAAGCCAGAGUCGCAGCUCUGUGCAACGGACCCACUCACUCCCUGUCCACACCUCCCCGCAAACCAUGCUCCUGUUCCAGCAGCAAGAAUGCCAAGUUCCAGGUGCAGACCUGGAGAUCAACCCCACCCUGGAGUCACUGUGCCUCAGUAUGACAGAGCAUGCCUUAGGGGAUGGAAUGGACCGAACAUCAACAAUAUGAAAUUAAAAGCAGUGAAAGGAAGAAACCAAACUGACACUUCACUUCAACUGAGGCCUGUUCAGUUCCUCUUGCCCAGCACAAAAAUAUAUGCUUAAAAAAGAAAGCGAAAUGGUCACUACAAAACGACAACUAACAGUGUAUAUGUUCUCUGAUAUUUUUCUACUUUAUUAUACUUAACUGAGUUUAUUAUAAAUGGAAUACAGAUGACUAUUAUAUUACAGGAGGGAGAAGAGGUUACUUGUGCAACUUGCUCAAUGUCUUCUGCAGGACUGUGACAUUAAAAGGAGCAGAUUGAUGCUCUGAGUGUUGAGCUUUGAGAGGAACAUGGAGGAUUGGUGCUGUCUUAAGGGGGUUCUAACUUCAAUGUUUCUCCCCUUUUCCUCC